Messenger RNA from Gossypium raimondii (Peruvian cotton), 3099 nucleotides. Its product is annotated as chaperone protein ClpC1, chloroplastic. The transcript is spliced from 10 exons. Gene Ontology annotation, biological process: cellular response to heat. Gene Ontology annotation, molecular function: ATP hydrolysis activity; ATP binding; protein binding. The record is from RefSeq and is a predicted model, not a curated record. Gene Ontology annotation, cellular component: cytoplasm. Bases 184 to 2946 code for a protein of 920 amino acids. Lineage: Eukaryota; Viridiplantae; Streptophyta; Magnoliopsida; Malvales; Malvaceae.
UCCUCUUUAUUUGCUCUUCGGCCGACCAUUCCUGCUAUCAGUUUAAAAGAAAAAAAAAAGGGGAAAAAGAGGGUCUCUUCUCUCUGCAAUUCCCAAAAGAAAAGACCCCUUUUUAGUAUAUUUUACCAUCCAUUUCACUCUCUAUUCAAUUUCACCCUCUUUCUUUUCGAUAGUUUAGGAGUGAUGGCUAAAGUUCUGGCGCAGUCUACUAUUGUUCCUUCUCUAGUUACGAGUCGAAGUCAUGGUCGAUCCACUGGGAAAUCGAAAAGGUCCGUCAAAAUGAUGUCUAGUUUACCAACACCUGGAUUGAGGAUAAAUAGUUUCUCCGGGUUACGGGGCUCAACUUCUUUGGAUAAUAUGGUUAGAGUCGACCAAGAUUUCCAUUCCAAGGUUGCGAUUUCAAUCUCGUCUCGACGUGGAAGGGGAAGUAGGUGUGUGCCUAAAGCCAUGUUUGAACGCUUUACUGAAAAAGCAAUUAAAGUAAUCAUGCUUGCUCAAGAGGAAGCUAGGCGACUUGGCCAUAACUUUGUUGGUACAGAACAAAUUUUGUUGGGUCUUAUUGGUGAAGGUACUGGCAUUGCUGCAAAAGUUCUUAAAUCCAUGGGAAUCAAUCUUAAAGAUGCACGAGUUGAAGUGGAGAAGAUAAUUGGAAGGGGAAGUGGUUUUGUUGCUGUGGAAAUUCCAUUUACUCCUCGUGCAAAACGUGUUUUGGAACUCUCGUUAGAAGAAGCUCGCCAACUCGGCCAUAAUUACAUUGGAUCAGAGCAUCUGCUUCUGGGGUUGCUUCGUGAAGGUGAAGGUGUAGCAGCACGUGUUCUUGAAAAUUUGGGUGCUGACCCAAGCAAUAUACGCACACAGGUUAUUCGUAUGGUUGGUGAGGGCAACGAAGUUAGUGUGGUUACCGGAGGAUCAACUGGUAACACAAAGAUGCCAACACUUGAGGAAUACGGAACCAAUUUGACUAAGUUAGCUGAAGAGGGUAAAUUGGAUCCUGUUGUUGGAAGGCAAGAUCAAAUCGAACGAGUCGUCCAAAUAUUGGGUAGACGAACCAAAAACAACCCGUGUCUUAUUGGAGAACCUGGUGUUGGAAAAACUGCUAUUGCAGAAGGUCUUGCCCAACGAAUUGCUACUGGUGAUGUUCCUGAUACUAUUGAGGGCAAGAAGGUUAUAACUCUUGAUAUGGGUCUUCUUGUUGCUGGAACAAAAUAUCGUGGUGAGUUUGAGGAGAGGUUGAAGAAGCUAAUGGAGGAAAUCAAGCAAAGUGAUGAGAUAAUAUUGUUUAUUGAUGAGGUGCACACUUUGAUUGGAGCUGGAGCAGCUGAAGGUGCGAUUGAUGCUGCCAAUAUCUUGAAGCCUGCUCUUGCAAGAGGUGAAUUGCAGUGUAUUGGAGCUACCACACUUGAUGAAUACCGAAAGCAUAUUGAGAAAGACCCAGCUUUGGAAAGACGUUUCCAGCCAGUUAAAGUGCCCGAACCAUCUGUUGAUGAAACUAUACAGAUUUUGAAAGGUUUGCGAGAGCGUUACGAGAUUCACCACAAGCUUCGUUACACAGAUGAGGCCUUAAUCUCUGCCGCACAGCUUUCAUACCAGUACAUCAGUGACCGUUUUCUGCCUGAUAAAGCAAUUGACUUGAUUGAUGAAGCUGGAUCUCGUGUUCGCCUUCGUCAUGCACAGCUCCCUGAGGAAGCUAGAGAGCUUGAGAAAGAGCUCCGGCAGAUCACAAAGUCGAAGAACGAAGCAGUUCGCAGCCAGGACUUUGAGAAGGCUGGGGAAUUACGCGAUCGGGAAAUUGAGCUCAGGGCUCAGAUCACUGCAAUCCAAGAGAAAGACAAGGAGAUGAAUAAGGCAGAGGCGGAGGCAGGGGAUGGAGGGCCUCUAGUGACUGAAGUCGACAUUCAGCAUAUAGUCUCUUCAUGGACUGGUAUUCCUGUUGAGAAAGUAUCAACCGAUGAAUCCGAUCGCCUACUUAAAAUGGAAGAGACUCUUCAUAAGCGAGUCAUUGGUCAGGAUGAAGCUGUCAAAGCCAUUAGCCGUGCUAUUCGACGUGCUCGUGUUGGUCUCAAGAACCCUAACCGGCCAAUUGCCAGUUUUAUCUUCUCUGGACCAACUGGUGUAGGAAAAUCGGAACUAGCAAAGGCACUAGCUGCUUACUACUUUGGCUCUGAAGAAGCCAUGAUCCGACUUGAUAUGAGUGAGUUCAUGGAAAGGCACACGGUGUCCAAGCUGAUUGGUUCACCCCCUGGGUAUGUUGGGUACACCGAGGGUGGUCAGCUAACUGAGGCUGUUAGGAGGCGACCAUACACCGUAGUACUUUUCGAUGAGAUUGAGAAAGCCCAUCCCGAUGUUUUCAACAUGAUGCUUCAGAUCCUCGAGGACGGAAGGCUCACAGAUAGUAAAGGAAGAACUGUCGAUUUCAAGAAUACACUCCUGAUAAUGACAUCAAACGUUGGAAGCAGUGUUAUCGAAAAGGGUGGACGGCGAAUUGGGUUUGAUCUCGAUUAUGAUGAGAAAGACAGUAGUUACAAUAGAAUAAAGAGCCUGGUGACAGAAGAACUGAAGCAAUAUUUCAGGCCGGAAUUUUUGAACAGAUUGGACGAGAUGAUUGUUUUCAGGCAACUCACCAAGUUAGAAGUGAAGGAAAUUGCCGAUAUAAUGCUCAAAGAAGUGUUUGACAGGCUUAAAAGCAAAGAAAUCGAGCUCCAAGUGACCGAAAGGUUUAGAGAAAGGGUGGUGGAAGAAGGGUACAACCCAAGUUACGGAGCAAGGCCUUUAAGAAGAGCCAUAAUGAGACUUCUGGAGGACAGCAUGGCUGAGAAGAUGCUUGCAAGGGAAAUCAAGGAAGGUGAUUCAGUAAUAGUAGAUGUUGACUCUGAUGGAAAUGUCACGGUUCUCAAUGGCAGCAGUGGCACUUCCGAGUCAUUGACCAAUCCGAUUCCAGUUGUGUAAACCACAUAUAAGCCACUCUAGAUAUGUUGUUUUGUACCCUCUUUUUUCUUUUGCUUCUCCUUUUGAUUGAACUGGCUGUACUAUUAUGAAGUCUGUUUUGUUGGAAGGACUAGUUGGGCAGUUGAAAUUGGAAGCCAUUAGUUGCUUUUUGCA